AUGAAGGAGGGUGAGCGCCCUAUCGCCGGAAUGUCAAAGAAUGAAUGGAUUGAAGGCCAGAAGCAAGGUUGGAUAAGAACAAAAACGAAGGGUAGAGACUGUAAUGCGGAUAAGUUAGAAGGGAUAAGUGAGGAAAAAAGGGUUGGCGGUCGUGUGGUGGUUGAUCGCAGAGUGUGGCCAGACGGCGAGACGGGUGCAAAGCGAGAACCAUCGCAAGCGGCGAAACGAAGGAUUGUUUUGUUUCCUCGUCUCAGUUUCCGGGUCGAACACAUUGUAAAUAAAGACCGAACCUUGGAACCGCGUCCGUCUAAGGGGUCCCAGGCACCUGGCCCCUGA
Molecule: messenger RNA, 336 nt
Organism: Histoplasma capsulatum G186AR
Lineage: Eukaryota; Fungi; Ascomycota; Eurotiomycetes; Onygenales; Ajellomycetaceae
Exons: 2
Coding region: 1-336 (111 amino acids)
Source: RefSeq, a predicted model, not a curated record